This is a messenger RNA of Phalaenopsis equestris, 1351 nucleotides long. Its product is annotated as RNA-binding protein 1-like. NCBI's taxonomy places the organism in Eukaryota, Viridiplantae, Streptophyta, Magnoliopsida, Asparagales, Orchidaceae. The transcript is spliced from 2 exons. The record is from RefSeq and is a predicted model, not a curated record. The coding region runs from base 102 to 1199 and encodes 365 amino acids. Gene Ontology annotation, molecular function: RNA binding.
UCGGUAACUACCCCAAAACCCUCGCAGGUUUCUGUCUCUCUUCGUCUCAGCUCAUCUCAGCUAAUCUCCUUCCUCGUCCGCAUUAGGGUUUCGCAGCAGAGAUGGAUCCCUCUCCGUCAUCGUCUUCGCAGUCGCCUUCUGCAGCAGCGGCGCCGGCCAAGAUUUUUGUAGGAGGAAUCACUAAAGAGUUGGAGGAGGGCGCGCUGAAAGAGUAUUUCGAGAAGUACGGUGAUGUUAAGGAGGUGAUGGUGGUGAAAGAUAGGGCGACGGGGAAUGCUAAGGGGUUCGGUUUUGUUGAAUUCGUUGACGCGGAAGCUGUGGAGAGGGCCGUCAAUGAAGAGGGGCAGCAUCUAAUUAGGGAUAUAUUGGUAGAAGUUAAGAGAGCUAGAUCAAGAUCAGAAGAACGGAGGCGUUAUCAAUCAGCUUAUCAUCAAAGUUCAGUGCAAAGUACUAACAACAUGAAUAACAACAACAGUAGCAUUACUUCCAGAAAGAUUUUUGUAGGUGGAUUGCCAUCUAAUAUUACUGAAGAUGAGUUUAGGAGUUACUUUGAGAAAUUUGGAUCCGUGAAUGAUGUUGUUAUCAUGAAUGACAGUGAAACACAGCGGCCAAGAGGCUUUGGCUUUAUAACCUUUGCUUCAGAAUCAGCAGCACAGAAUGCGACACAGAAGAGGUUCCAUGAGCUGAACAAAAAAACUGUAGAGGUUAAAAUAGCUGUUCCCAAGGAUAUUAACCACACUUGCAGCAGUAAUUAUAACAACACGAAUGAUAAUUCUUAUCAGAAUUAUCUUCCUUGGGGGUAUCCACCUUAUGGUCCGGAAUAUGGGUAUUAUCAUGGUUAUGAAUCACAAUUCCUUCCUGGUUUUGGAUUUGGUCCAGUUGGCUAUGAUGGAGGAUAUACAUAUGACGGCUAUAGUGCAAUUGGUUAUGGCGCUCUGUAUUCAUGUCCAAUGCUCGCAUGGAAUGGACCUGCCCUGAUGACUGUAAAACAGGUUUUGGUUCCUUAUGGUGAUGCUUCUUUCUACCCUGGAUAUGUAAAUGCAUGGUCUGAUGGUUAUAUGAGGAUGGCUGAUGGAGGACAUAAUGGCGCUCAGUGGCUUGGAAAGUUGAAUCAUACUGGCACCCUUCUGCAUACGAUAGACCUUGCAGAUACAAUAUCUUUGGGGCUUCAGAAUGUCAGGAUUAAUGGUGCUGAAUAAUCUUUUAGAUGUUCAGCUCUACGCCAUUUCGAUUCGCUUUGUAGUUAAUGCUAUACUUCUCUUAAUGAUUUUAUGACUCAUUGUAUAUAUUGACUCUUUUUUUUUUUUUUUUUUGUUUACUAUUGAUCACGACUAACUUUAUUAGCAUUUUC